AUGCUUUGUGUCCUUGCAGGGAUCAAAGCUGAACCUGUUUCCAAUGUCCUCCUGCGGGAACUUUCGAUAAUUGUCAAUGAUGUUUUGUCUGACGUGCCCACCCACAUGUUCGCGGUUUUCUCAUCCCGCCAGCCGGCCCCUGCUCGCUGUUGUCGUGUUACGUUAUUUCCUGCACACAAUCUCAUUUUUGCUAUCCACUGUGCGAACCUUCCGGUUCUACCUACUCUAACACCAGCAAUCGCAGAGUGCACAGGCCAAGAGAUUAAAGUGCCAGUGGUUCCGUUGUGCAUCCCUGCCCCUGAGAUCUUCCCUCAACUCUCCGCAUUCCUAUAUAUGAAGUGUAUCGACCACCUUCUUGGGUCACUUAUGCCACUACCCACCCCACCCCAACUCUACCUCGAUGAUCCUACCACUCGUCACAUUACCAAAGUGCACAGCACGUGGCGCAAUACAAUUGCACUAGGCAUUGCCGACGAACGGCUCUGGUGUACCCUUGAUACAGCAUGGGAAGUGCUCUUCACGUCCCUCGCAAUUUCCAUGGGAAAGCCUAGCCUCACCUCAUGA
Messenger RNA from Suillus fuscotomentosus, 564 nucleotides. RefSeq lists its product as uncharacterized. Bases 1 to 564 code for a protein of 187 amino acids. Lineage: Eukaryota; Fungi; Basidiomycota; Agaricomycetes; Boletales; Suillaceae. The record is from RefSeq and is a predicted model, not a curated record. The transcript has 2 exons.